AUGGAUAUCAAUGAAUGUGCUGGCAAUCCAUGUAUCAACGGAGGAACAUGUCACAAUUUGAUUAACAGAUAUAGUUGUUCUUGUAUACCUGGUUAUUAUGGAACACAUUGUGAACUCGAUAAAGACGAAUGUGCCAGCAACCCAUGUAUGCAUGAUGGAACGUGUCACAACUUGAUUGUUCAUGCCAUGAUGGAUAUCAAGGACCACGAUGUCAACAUGAUUGCAGUUCGUUAUCUUCACUUUUUCAUUCUUUUAGAUAUUAAUGAGUGCGCAAGUAACCCAUGUUACAAUGGCGGAACAUGUCACGAUUUAAGGAACAACUUUACAUGUUCGUGUCUGGACGGGUAUUAUGGACCAGUUUGUGAGCUUGGUAACAUUAUUUUGCUUUAG
Molecule: messenger RNA, 390 nt
Organism: Saccostrea cuccullata (small rock oyster)
Lineage: Eukaryota; Metazoa; Mollusca; Bivalvia; Ostreida; Ostreidae
Product: fibropellin-3-like
Exons: 4
Coding region: 1-390 (129 amino acids)
Molecular function (GO): calcium ion binding
Source: RefSeq, a predicted model, not a curated record